Bursaphelenchus xylophilus (pine wood nematode) is the source of this 420-nucleotide messenger RNA. The record is from the annotation of a GenBank genome assembly. Lineage: Eukaryota; Metazoa; Nematoda; Chromadorea; Rhabditida; Aphelenchoididae.
AUGUCGGGCGGCGAUCUAAAGUUAUUUCGAGCUGCUGAGGUCGCCCAACACAACUCUGCAGAAAGUUGCUGGAUCAUCUUGGAUGAAAAGAUCUAUGAUGUCUCCAAGUUUGUCCUCGAACAUCCUGGUGGAGAGGAAGUUAUAUUAAACUUGGCUGGGCAGGACUGUACGAACGAAUUCAAUGAUGUUGGUCAUUCAUCUGAUGCCCGAGCGAUGGCUGAGGAUUACCUGAUUGGAAAAUUGCAUCCAGAAGACUCUAACAACUCCAAGGAACCUGUAGCAACGUUGAAUGAAAAGAAAGAGAGCCUUAGACAAAUCCUUUCCAGUCCAACAUGGACCAACUUCCUGAUUCCUUUGGCCAUUUCUGUGGUCGUUUACACAACAUUCAAAGUGUCUCAACGAGUAUUCUCCAACUAUUAA